This is a messenger RNA of Colossoma macropomum (tambaqui), 933 nucleotides long. Its product is annotated as trace amine-associated receptor 13c-like. Gene Ontology annotation, cellular component: membrane. Gene Ontology annotation, molecular function: trace-amine receptor activity. Lineage: Eukaryota; Metazoa; Chordata; Actinopteri; Characiformes; Serrasalmidae. Gene Ontology annotation, biological process: G protein-coupled receptor signaling pathway. The transcript is spliced from 2 exons. The coding region runs from base 1 to 933 and encodes 310 amino acids. The record is from RefSeq and is a predicted model, not a curated record.
AUGGAUAACACCGACUAUCAGCAAAACAUCACAGUUCAAUACUGCUUUCCUGACAACAAUGCAUCUUGCAGAAAGGAGCUCCACACUCCAACCAACCUGCUGAUCCUCUCUCUGGCUGUGGCAGAUCUUAUUGUAGGACUGUUUGUUAUGCCUGUGAAAAUAAUGCAACUUUUUGACUCUUGUUGGUAUCUUGGAAAAGUGGCAUGCUCUGCUUCUGAAAUAAUUAUUGGCCUCUCAGUCUUAGCAUCUCUCUACAACCUAGUUUUCAUUGCAGUUGAUCGUUAUGUUGCUAUCAGUGAUCCUCUACUUUAUUCUAGUAGAAUAACUGUUUGUAAAAUAUCUGUGUGCAUCAUUUUAGGUUGGUCUUUUUGUCUACUGUACCUUAUUGUUUUUAUGUACUUUAAUGACCACCUCACUCCCUCUCAGAUGUACAACAGAUGUUAUGGAGAGUGUGUAGUUUUUAUAAAAUUUUCCUGGGCAAUCGCUAAUGUGCUAUUUUUUUUCCUAGCCCCUUGCUCUGUUAUACUUAUCUUGUAUUCAAUCAUUUUUAAUGUGGCAAGACGUCAAGCUAAAGCUGUUCGAGCUGUGAUGAAUGGUGCCUCAAACAAACAUGGAGCCAAAGUUUCAAACUCUUCUGAAACUAAAGCAGCAAAAACGCUGGGAAUUGUAAUUUGUGUUUUUCUUGCUUUCUGGAUACCAUUUUAUGUAAGUUCUUUAUCAGUUAAAAGCUUGACAACUUUGUCAAUGGUCUGGACAGUGUUUGGCUUCCUAAUGUGCACUAACUCUUUUGUUAACCCACUAAUUUAUGCUAUAUUCUAUCCAUGGUUCCGAGAAUCAGCCAAGUAUAUUUUAACUUGUAGAAUAUUUGAAUCCUCAUCUUCAAUGUUUAAUUUGUAUAGAGAGCAUUCUAAACUCAAAGCUGAAUCCUGCUGA